CGCAGCUGGGCAAAGAUGGCGGCGGGCUCCGAUUUGCUGGACGAUGUUUUCUUCAACACAGAGGUGGACGAAAAAGUAGUGAGUGAUCUCGUCGGAUCUCUCGAGUCCGAACUAACCGGAGCGAGGCACGUCAACGCCACCGCUGACGUCCCGCCGGCAGCGAAUCACGUCGGUAGCUCCAAUGAUCACGGCAGCAAAAUGGGACUUUCACAACAAGAGCUCGCGAAAGCAGGAGUGCAAGGAGGUGGAUUCACCGUGGACGGAGCAGCCGGGAACACUUCGAGCAUGACAGCCGCCCAGAGUGAGCCCAAGCCGGGCGCAGCCGGCGGAGUCGUCCCGGUGGUGUCCGGCGUCGGGAAACCCGGAACUGUCAACGUUCAAACUUUGAAUGGAAGUGCCGUGGUGAUGAACUGUCACAUCACCGGAGGCGGCGGGAACAACAACAACAACAACAAAUCGCAGCCGGCCGCCACGCCGAUUAACAACGGACCCGUUUCCCUGAGCAAAGGGAGCGAGACGGUUUUAACCGCAACACCAAGUGCCAUCGUCAGGACGUCGCCGGACGCUGCGAUUUCGUCCGUGAAAAGUGUGCCCACCGUCACGCUCGUGAGGCCACCUAUGCAAACCCCGCCCGCCGUCGGUGUUACCUGCGCGGCUGGCUCGCUGGCGCACAAACCCGACCCCGCGAAAACUAUCACGCAAACCGGUGCGCACGUCGUGGCUUCGGUCACCCGGAGCCCGACCGUGCUGCAGAACUUAAGGACUUCGGUGCCGUCGCCCAUCGCCGCCACCGUCGCCACCGUCACGCCUCCCGGAGGAAUACGAGCCAUCGCUCCGCAGGUGCUGGCCCCUCGGCUCGCGCAGGCGCAACCGAGCGCCCCGAACAUCCAGAACAUCCAGCUGCCUCCAGGCAUGGUCCUGGUUCGCAGUGAGAGUGGGCAGCUGCUGGUGAUUCACCAGCAGACCUUGGCUCAGAUGCAGGCUCAGUCGCAGUCCCAGAGCGCCAUGACACCACGACCCGCGGCCCCCACCAGCACUCCACCCGUCCAGAUCACUUCGCAUCAGGCUCCAGGCGCGUCGCUGCUGACUCGUCCGGUGACCCCCACCACCAUUAUUAAACAGGGCUCCACCGUCCAGACCACUGUGACGGCCACCACCACAUUGCAGAGGCCUCCGGUACAGCAGAACACCAUCAUGCUGGGAGGGACCGCCACCGCCCCGGGUCAGCCGCUGGGCACGCCCACCCCGAUGCAGCCCGGGGCUGCAGUCACGCAGAGGGCCGUCGCUCCAACAGCUGUCUCAGCUGAGACGCUGGAGAAUGUAAAAAAGUGUCGAAACUUUCUGUCCACGCUGAUCAAGUUGGCGUCCGGCGGCAAACAGUCCUCCGAGACGGCGGCCAACGUCAAGGAGCUGGUCAAGAACCUGCUGGAAGCGAAGAUAGAUCCCGAAGAUUUUACCAGCAGGUUGUACCGGGAGCUCAACUCCUCACCACAGCCGUACCUCGUGCCUUUCCUGAAGAGGAGUCUCCCCGCACUGCGUCAGAUGACCCCUGACCCAGAGGCCUUCAUCCAGCAGAGCCUGCUGCCUCUGCCCAGCACCACGGCGGCCGCCGCCUCCACCGCCCUCACCGCCGUGAUGCAGCGGCCGCCUCUCGCCGCUCCGGCCGCCGCCGUGCCCAAAACCACGGUUAUCAGCGUCAGUCAGACGCCUCCCAGUAAACAGAUGGUGGCCCAGCAACACGGGACGAUGGUGAGGCCACAGGUGACGCUGGCUCAGUCUCCCAUGGUAACGCUCAGGGGGCAAUCGCACAGCCGCAUCAUCGUGGGCCAUCCGCAGGUGGUCAAGCAGCUGCCGACAGCCAUGAAGCAGACAUUGGCUCCGGGGGCGAGAGGAGUGCAAGUGGUCAGUCAGACCUCUCUCGCCGCGGCUCAGAGGAACCGGCUGAAGGAAGCAGGAGCGGCAGCCUUCAGGGACGACGAUGACAUCAACGACGUGGCCUCCAUGGCGGGAGUCAACUUGUCGGAGGAGAGCGCCCGUAUCUUAGCAACCAACUCUGCGCUCGUUGGCACGGUGACUCGCUCCUGUAAGGACGAGGCCUUCCUCGCCACCUCUUUGCUCACCCGGCGAGCUCUGGAGAUCGGUAAGAAGUUUGGCGUCGGCGAGCUGGGCGCCGAUGUCAUCAACUUCAUUUCCCACGCCGCGCAGCAGCGGCUGCAAAGCCUGCUGGAGAAAGUGUCUCAAGUGGCGCUGCAGAAGAACACGACCUUCAAGGAGGACGCGCGCUGGGAGCAGGUCAGCGACGUGCGGUCCCAGCUCCGGUUCUUCGAGCAGCUGGACCAGAUGGAGAAGCAGCGGAAGGAAGAGCAGGAGAGGGAGAUCCUCCUGAAGGCCGCCAAGUCCCGGUCGCGGCAAGAAGACCCCGAGCAGCUCCGACUGAAGCAGAAGGCCAAAGAGGCGAGUAGACGGCGUUUCCGUGUUUUCCGUCGCCUCUUCUUUCUUUCUGUUUUUGACGGCGAGUCGGGCCCGCGGGACUUCAUCUGUGCGUCGCCGCUCGUGUUUUCCAGAUGCAGCAGCUGGAGCUGGCCCAGAUCAGACAGCGGGAGGCCAACUUCACGGCGCUGGCGGCAAUCGGCCCCAGAAAAAAGCGGAAAAUGGACUCUCCCGUUAGCGGCGCCAGUGCAGAGGGCUCGGGGUCGGACCCCUCUCAGCCGGGAGGCUCCGACGCGGCGGGCUCCAGGCAGCUGGUGCGACAUCGCAUCACCAGAGUCAACCUCAAGGACCUGCUCUUCUGCCUGGAGAACGAGCGGGAGACCAGCCGCUCGCAGCUGCUCUACAAAGGCUUCCUCAAAUGACCCCUCCCCCGCCCCGAGGCGGCGGCGGCUCGGACCCGUUCUGCCGCGUCUUUCUCUUUUUAUCGCCCGAGAAAAAACAAAAGCCACGAGUACCCGAAGAACCUGAUUUUACCGAACCUUUUAAGUCCGGUUUUUAACGCCCGCGGAUUUAUUUUUAUUUUUAUAGAAACUAAUCUCGACGAGCCUUCGUCGUCUGCUGAGUUGCCUUCUUGACAAAUUAAGCCAUAUGGGUUAGAGCGCGUCCAUCGGCUUCGGUACCGCCGUCCACCCAGCGGUUCUCUCCGGACGUGCGCUUCGAUGCUUCGUCUCGGGCUCGAUUUUGGAAACGGGAAGUGGCGCUUCACGGUGGUGUGCACGGCGGCGUUUUCACUGGCUACGGCGACGGCUACGAUCCCAUCCUUCAGAUUCAGAUUCAAGCACAUUCAUAAAGACACGCAUGUGCUUUACAUCCCCGUCCAUCGUCCCUGAAGCACACCGCACUGGUCGAGAGUUGAGAUUUGACGAUGUAGAAUUCGAUUUAAAGGGACAGUACCGUCCUUCGCGCUGAACAACAACCGCUCCAAAGUAAUCUCAGUUUCCCGCUCUUUUCUCGGCACACACAGAUUUCUAAAGUCUGCAGAGCAUCUGGUGUCAAACUGGCGGCGAGCUCUUUGUCUGCGCAUCUCGAAAAUCCAAGAAUAGCGAAAGAUUGACAUUUAUGAAAAAACAAUCGUGCGGCGUCGCCGUUUCUCUUCUCAUAAAUGCCCCCCAUAGAGCUGCAGACUUCCCGCGUACCGGUGCGUUAAUGUGCGGGUUACGCUUCGACUCCUUUUGGCCUCCAUGUUCACUGCCAUGGAUGUGGAGCUCAUUUCAGGCGUUGCUUUUUUGCCCCAAUAGGAAAAAUAUAUGGAUUGAUAAAUGGAUAAAAGACAUUGUAAGUUAUUCAUGUUUAGUAACCUGGCUGCGUAGCGCAUAGGCUAUAUAAUGUGAACUUUAAAUAAUUGAGGUUGGAGAGAUUUAUCCCAGUAAUAUUAUUGAUUGCAGUGAUUCACACACACAUUUUCCUCAGUUGUAUGUCGAUAUUUUUCAUAUUUAUGAAUAAAGGAGUGUGGGGUAAACGUGGGCGUGACGUGCAGAACGACGGCUGCACUUUGACAGAUCACUUUUCUAAAAAGACCCACUUUAUAAUGUUUUUUGUAUUUUUUUGCGCACAUACUAAUAUUGGUCUUUCUACCGUUGUCGUUUUAUGAAAAUGUUUUCCUGGCAAAUUUUAUUACUGUAUAUAUUUUAAGUUUGCUGUUUGUAGGUUUAUCAGUUCAAAUUGGGCACGUUUGUCUUAUUACUCGUGGGAAAUAAGACACGCGUGUGAUACUUUAUUGCCGAUAUCUUGUACAUUUUGCACAGCCACUUGUUUAUAUGUAAAUAUCUGAAUAAAAUGUAAAAAAAUAAAUGUUUUUAAACUGCUAUUUUAUAAUGGAUUGAAAGAGAAUGAUCUCGAAUAAAACCAAAACAACAACAACAACAAAUA
This is a messenger RNA of Pseudoliparis swirei, 4359 nucleotides long. It is a transcript of the gene taf4, whose product is annotated as TAF4A RNA polymerase II, TATA box binding protein (TBP)-associated factor. The transcript is spliced from 15 exons. The record is from RefSeq and is a predicted model, not a curated record. Lineage: Eukaryota; Metazoa; Chordata; Actinopteri; Perciformes; Liparidae. Bases 16 to 2958 code for a protein of 980 amino acids. Gene Ontology annotation, biological process: DNA-templated transcription; transcription initiation at RNA polymerase II promoter. Gene Ontology annotation, molecular function: protein heterodimerization activity; DNA binding; RNA polymerase II general transcription initiation factor activity. Gene Ontology annotation, cellular component: transcription factor TFIID complex.